Messenger RNA from Vitis vinifera (wine grape), 920 nucleotides. RefSeq names its product 60S ribosomal protein L27a-3-like. Gene Ontology annotation, cellular component: ribosome; cytosolic large ribosomal subunit. The transcript has a single exon. The record is from RefSeq and is a predicted model, not a curated record. Gene Ontology annotation, biological process: translation. Gene Ontology annotation, molecular function: structural constituent of ribosome. Lineage: Eukaryota; Viridiplantae; Streptophyta; Magnoliopsida; Vitales; Vitaceae. Bases 311 to 751 code for a protein of 146 amino acids.
AGGUAAGGUCUUUUUUUAUAAAAAAGAAAAAAAAAAAAGGGUUAAAUUCUAGCUUUGGGAGUGGGAAUGGAGACUUUGAGACUACAGGCUACAGAGAAUGAAAAGAAAAAGGCCGGUUGGGUUAAAUAAAAGAGAUCCCAUGAUAAAUUUUGAGCCCUAAUGGAUGAAUUAGAAUGAAUCGUAACAAAAGGGGCAAAAUGGUCAAAUCGGAAUCCUCACCCUCCCAAUAAAUCCCCCCAAACCCUAGCUCCAUCCUUCGCCGCAUCUCCCAUAUACGCAGUAGCAGCACAGGAGGGAGAGAGAGGAGAGAAUGACGACUCGGUUCAAGAAGAACAGGAAGAAGCGCGGCCACGUCAGCGCCGGCCAUGGCCGUAUCGGAAAACAUAGAAAGCAUCCCGGUGGUCGCGGUAACGCCGGAGGUAUGCACCAUCACCGAAUCCUCUUCGACAAGUACCAUCCUGGUUACUUCGGCAAGGUCGGUAUGCGAUACUUCCACAAGCUUCGUAAUAAGUUCUACUGCCCGAUCGUCAACAUCGACAAGCUCUGGUCCCUUAUCCCCCAAGAUGUCAAGGAUAAGGCCUCUCCCGAGAACGCCCCCUUGAUCGACGUCACUCAGUUUGGCUAUUUCAAGGUUUUGGGUAAAGGAGCUUUGCCGGAGUCGAAGCCGAUUGUUGUGAAGGCCAAGCUGGUGUCGAAGAUCGCCGAGAAGAAGAUUAAGGAGGCCGGCGGUGCCGUUGUUCUCACUGCCUAGGUUUGCUUGCUCCUUUUUUUUUAAAAUAACUUUUUGAGGAUUAUUACGACUUCGUUAUUGAUUAGGUUUUUGGUGGAUUUUGAUUGUUUUCUUGUUGACUCUGAGAUGUUGAACCUUUUGAGGUGUUAUCUUAUCCCUUUGUUAUCAAUCAAUAUGGAGUUAUUUAGUA